Molecule: messenger RNA, 537 nt
Organism: Dibothriocephalus latus
Lineage: Eukaryota; Metazoa; Platyhelminthes; Cestoda; Diphyllobothriidea; Diphyllobothriidae
Source: the annotation of a GenBank genome assembly
AUGCCUCGGGUGGAAGUAAAACGGCUAACCGACGAGGCUAUAGAAGCCUACAACAGUGAGGAUCAAAUUCGGUUAUCAACUACAAAAGAGCGGUAUCGAAAUUUAUUGAAAACUCCUCCCGCCAAACGGACGAAAAGCCUCAAAAGUGUAAGGGAUGCAACUUAUAAAGAUGAGGUCUGCACAUCAUGUUUUACGCUUCUUCACAAAUUUCCGAACCACGAGAAGGAACUAAAUAGUCUAAAAAUGGAGAUGGAGGAAUUGAAGAAAUCUCUUCGCCUUCUCCUUAAAGAGGACAAAACGGUGAUGUCUGAAUUUGAGAGAAACAAGCAGACGAGCGUGAAUGUAGAAUCCCAGACCAUAGCAUCUACUGAGGAAAGUGAACAGACACCGUCAACCCGGGCCGAGAAACUGGUAGCUUCCAUUUCGAAACCCCCUGAUGCCGCGCGAACCAGCGCUCCCACUAAACAACACGCUCAAAACUGGGGAGAAGUAAUCUUUACUGCUUCUGGAAGGAGACUUUAUAAGUCCACUUUCUAG